AACAGGUACAAGGGAUGGUUGUUCUUCAACCCAGAGACCCGGAAACUCGUUAUCGCUGAGAGAGCAGUGUUUGAUGAGCGCUACUUUCCAGGCAGCACCCCUCAAGCCAUGAGGAGCUGUCCUGCGGCACCCCCGUCCUCCAUGCUGGUGGAUCCCCCUCGUGCUCCGGCACCGGUGUAUAUCCCUGAUGACGAUGGUGAUGAUGAGCAGCAACAGCCGCCUGCUCGUCCUCUCCCUGCACCACGAGUUCCCUCUCCUGCAGCCAACACUCCACCACCUCCAUCUCCACCACCAGCUGGAGAUGCCCCGCUUCACCCUCCACCCUUGCCUCCUCCUCCCCAAUCUCCAAUUGGAGUGGCAGCUCGUCGUGCUGCUGCUGGCAUCCAUCGUGUCCCUGCACCACCCAGGAGGGCUCUAGCUCCAGCUGCUGCUCCUUCCAGGCGCACCAUGGCAGAGAUCUUUGAAGAGAUCCCUGAAGACCUCAGUGACGAUGAGCUGCUUCUGAAGUCAUUCUCAGCCCUCAUUGUGGCUCGCGAGGGUGACCCCUCAGAUCCCAAGCUGGCAGCAGCUCACGCUACUGCAGUGCAGUCUGUGUUGUCUGCUGUAGCCUCUGGGAACCCCGGUCGUUCUUUGAAGCGUCCAAGCGGGAGGAUGGUCCACUAUGGCGCGCUGCAGCUGCAUCUGAGAUUGACUCUCUGCUCAGCAACUGCACAUGGGAUGUGGUCGACUUGCCCCAAGGGGUCAAGCCAAUUCGCUCUCAAUGGGUGUUUGUGA
Mycena citricolor is the source of this 774-nucleotide messenger RNA. NCBI's taxonomy places the organism in Eukaryota, Fungi, Basidiomycota, Agaricomycetes, Agaricales, Mycenaceae. The record is from the annotation of a GenBank genome assembly.